CACCUUUAGUAACUUGGUACGAGAAUGCGAGUAACGGUGAGAUAUUCCUAAAACGUGUUGGUUCAACUUGGUAGAUCUUUUUCCCGGAACACCCCUUCUACCUUUCCUCCAUCUAGUCCCUCCACAUCCGGUCUACCUCCAUCAAAUCCUUAGCAUGCCAUACUAGCGAGUUCUCCCCUCGCGCUUACUCCGUACUCUUCCUUCCCGCAGGACCGUAACAAAGCCUCCUUCAUUCCCCACCUCCACUACUCCCCCAAACUAUUAUAACUCCAACAUAUCCCCCCUCGAUUCCAUCCUCCUCAUACAAACCAACAAACACUUCUUCUUAAGAAUCAUUUCUUCGCGCUUCAGUUUAAUAGUACUCCCGCAUCAAGCCUUGCUUUUUACUAUACCCGUUGUCUUAUUUUUAUAUCGCUUCACAUACAAACACAUUCCCAUCAUGAUGAUGCAUCCAACACCACCGCCCUCGAUAUCACACAGUGAUAUGGAUAGUUACAAAUACAGAAGAGACGCAGAAUUCAGAAACAUUGAGGCCUCAAGAGCAGAGGAUGCCGAAUAUGUCGAGCACAUCGAACAAACCAAAACACAUUUGCCAGAAGACUUAACUCAAACCGAGGAGGAAGAACAGAAACAUUGGUUCAUUGGUAGCAUUGAUCAAGGCACAACUUCUACAAGAUUCAUUAUCUUCAAUGGAGAAGGGCAACCAGUUGCUAUGCACCAGCAUGAAUUCGAAAACAUGUACCCCGAGUCCGGAUGGCAUGAACAUGAUCCUCAAGAAUUGGUCAACUCUGUGGAUGAGUGUGUAGAGAAAGCAACAGAGAAAUUCCUUGAAUUAGGAUACAAGAAGUCCGACAUCAAAGCUAUUGGAAUCACCAACCAACGUGAAACAACUAUCUGCUGGGACACAAACACUGGAGAACCAUUAUACAAUGCCGUUGUUUGGCCUGACACCCGAACCACCGCUCUUGUGCGCGAGCUCAAGGAGUCGGAAGGAGCAGAUGAGAUCCUUCAAUUGUGUGGUCUGCCACUUUCUACCUACCCUUCCAGCGUUAAGCUUAUGUGGAUGUACCGAAACGUUGAAGCUAUCAAGAACGCAUACGAUGAGGGCAGAUUGUCUUUUGGAACAGUCGACUCUUGGUUGAUCUACAAACUCAAUGGAGGAAAGGAAGGCGGUGUUCAUGUCACAGAUACCACAAAUGCUUCUAGAACUAUGUUCAUGAACCUACACACAUUACAAUACGAUGACAAGCUCCUCAACUUCUUCCAACUCGACAGAAAAAACGUUACCCUUCCAAAAAUCGUUCCUUCCUCAGACAAGGAAGCUUUCGGUAAGAUGGCCUACGGUGCUCUUGAAGGCACCAGAAUCACUGGCUGUCUCGGAGAUCAAUCAUCCGCUUUGGUCGGUCAAUGCGGCUUCAAGCCUGGUCAUGCAAAGAACACAUACGGAACUGGUUGUUUCCUUCUCUACAACGUUGGUGACAAGCCCGUAGUAUCAAAAUAUGGUCUUUUGGCUACCGUCGCAUACGAUUUUGGCAAUGGCCGAAAACCCGUUUACGCUCUUGAGGGUAGCAUUGCCGUUGCAGGUUCCGGUGUCAAGUUCUUGAUGAACAACUUGGGUUUCAUUGCACACUCAAGCAAGAUCACUGAAUUGGCAGAGACUGUUGACGACAACGGAGGUGUAGUAUUCGUUACUGCUUUCUCUGGUUUAUUCGCUCCAUACUGGAUUGAUGAUGCCAAGGGAACACUCUUCGGUAUUACUCAACACACACAACGUGGUCACAUCGCUCGUGCUACCCUUGAAGCUACCUGUUUCCAAACCAAGGCCAUCCUUGAUGCUAUGGAGAAAGAUUCCGGACACAAGUUGGAAGGACUUGCCGUCGAUGGUGGCAUGUCCAACUCUGACCUUUGCAUGCAAACACAAGCCGAUGUUCUCAACAUCCCAAUCAACAGACCAGUUAUGCGCGAAACCACAGCUCUCGGAGCCGCAAUCGCAGCGGGCUUCGCAGUUGGUAUCUGGAAGGAGUUUGAUGAGCUCAAGGAGAUCAAUCGUGACGACAGAACUAUCUUCGAACCAAAAAUCAAGCCAGCAAAGGCUGCCCGUAUGUUCAAGAAAUGGGGACAAGCAGUUGAGAUGAGCAGGGGAUGGGUCCUACAAAACGAGGAUGAGAACGAUGAUGACGUUGACUAAAUAGCCAAUUAAAUGAGGCUAGUGAAUGGGGAUGGGGUUGGGGGUGAGAUGGAGAUAAUGGAUAAUUCAACUUACGAAGCUGGUAAAUAUGGGGCGAUGAAGAUAAAAAGAUUUGUGGAUAUACCCCAGGAUGAUUGAUUGCUUGCAUAGAUGCACAGAAUGUUGGGAUUUGGGAUUUGGGAUUGGGUGUUUUGGCGCGCGGUUGGAAACCCUUCUUGGUGGUAUAAAUUUUAGGCAUCUUUUCUAGCGAUGGAUGGAUGGGUUGUUUGUAGCAUUAGCAUAUAUAUGAUGACUUGAGCUUGAAGCUUGGUCGAUUCUGGAUGGGAUAUAGGAAGAGAAAUAAUGGGGAGGUUUAACGAUUUUUACGACUAUUCAAAAUAAAAAUAAAAUAUAAAAAUUCCUAAAUAGA
This is a messenger RNA of Botrytis deweyae, 2597 nucleotides long. RefSeq lists its product as uncharacterized. The coding region runs from base 440 to 2188 and encodes 582 amino acids. Gene Ontology annotation, biological process: glycerol-3-phosphate biosynthetic process; glycerol metabolic process; triglyceride metabolic process. Gene Ontology annotation, molecular function: glycerol kinase activity. The record is from RefSeq and is a predicted model, not a curated record. Lineage: Eukaryota; Fungi; Ascomycota; Leotiomycetes; Helotiales; Sclerotiniaceae. The transcript has 2 exons. Gene Ontology annotation, cellular component: mitochondrion.